Messenger RNA from Fusarium sp. VM40, 1182 nucleotides. Lineage: Eukaryota; Fungi; Ascomycota; Sordariomycetes; Hypocreales; Nectriaceae. The record is from the annotation of a GenBank genome assembly.
AUGUCUGCUUCACUGUUAGAAUCUCUAGCUGUUGACGGCAAACAUUUCGAAGAGACAAGGGAUGAAAAUGCGAGACAAAAGGUCUUAGCAGCAGCCAGUGCCCUUAUCCAGGAACUUGAAAAUCCUGGAGAGCAACUUGCGAGGAUCGGAUGGGGCGAGCCAACUCGAACUGCUGCUCUUCGAACUCUUUUCGAUCUGGGGAUCCUUCAGAAACUUGGAGAGGAACCUCAAGGAAGUGAACAGUUGGCAGCUGGAACAAAAGCUGACCCUGUCCUAGUCGCUCGAGCCCUCAAACACUUGGCUGCAAAUGGCAUUAUCAAAGAAGUUGGACAAGACCAAUACGUUGGAUCCCCCUUUUCCAUGUCCACUAGAGACCCAAACAUGGCCGGCGGUCUUAUCUACAGCUUCGAAGGGAUGAUCCCAACUUUCCAAGGUCUCCCUGAGUUUCUGGCCAAGACUGACUAUCAAGUCCCCAAAGAUGCCGACGACUCCCCUGUCAAGUAUGGCCUGAGGACCGAUAAGCCCUUCUUCAGUAUCCUUAAAGAGAACGCUCGUCUGGGUACAGCUUUUAAUGGUUUUAUGGCCGGCUAUGCCAAAGCGAGACCUCGCUGGAAUGAAUUUUACCCCUAUGAGGAGCGACUUGCUGGGCAGAAGUCCGAGGAUGAUAACACUCCAUGGCUUGUUGAUGUUGGUGGUGGCCUUGGUCACGAGCUGUUGGGUUUAGCUUCUGAAGAGACUGCUGCUCAGUCAGGAAAGCUGGUCUUACAAGAUCUACCCGCAGUCAUUGAAGAGGCCAAAUCAUCUGGUAACCUCCCCAAGACCAUCGAGGCCGUUCCUCACGACUUCUUCAAGCCACAACCAGCCGAGUACAAAGGCGCACAGGCCUACUUUAUGCGUUUGAUUCUUCACGACUGGCCUGAUGCCGAAUGUGCUACUAUUUUAUCCCACCUGAGAGACGCCAUGGUCAAGGACCGUUCUCGACUUCUGAUCAACGAGACUGUCUUGAGGGACGUUGGGGCCCCUUGGCAGCAGACCAGUCUUGACUGGACCAUGAUGGGUAUGUUGGUGAACCGCGAACGAACUGAGAGCCAGUGGCAUAAACUGCUCGCAGAUGCAGGUCUUAAGAUCACUGGCAUCUAUCACAAGGGACCUGAGAGUGUUAUUGAAGCUAUGUUGGCAUGA